AUGAAUUUUACCCGUUUUGCAGAGCAAAAGCGUGGUAAGCGCCAGACAGGCCGGGAGAUGAAACUACGCAUCCUGUCUGAGCGUAAAAAGCCUCUGAACAUCGACCACAUGGGAGAAGACCAACUCCGGGAGAAGGCCCAGGAGCUGUCGGACUGGAUCCACCAGCUGGAGUCCGAGAAGUUUGACCUUAUGGCGAAGCUGAAGCAGCAGAAGUAUGAGAUCAAUGUGCUGUACAACCGCAUCAGCCACGCCCAGAAGUUGUAA
Molecule: messenger RNA, 264 nt
Organism: Puma concolor (puma)
Lineage: Eukaryota; Metazoa; Chordata; Mammalia; Carnivora; Felidae
Source: RefSeq, a predicted model, not a curated record